This is a messenger RNA of Racocetra fulgida, 579 nucleotides long. The record is from the annotation of a GenBank genome assembly. NCBI's taxonomy places the organism in Eukaryota, Fungi, Glomeromycota, Glomeromycetes, Diversisporales, Gigasporaceae.
CAGAACAAUACAAUGCGAUAAACAUUGUAAUAAGUAUCGAAUAUGAAGUUAAUAAUAUAGAUAAACUGAACCAAGCAUUUUUCGAUGAUGCUAAAAAAUUCAACCCGAUUAAAGUCGACAUUAACACUACAAAACAAGUGUCUUUUGAUUCGUAUAGCUCAUAUAAUUCAUCGACUUUAGAAGAACGUGACAUAGAAUUUCCACUUUUAGGUGGAAAUGGCAUAAGUUUCUGGGUGCGUUCUGGAGAUUCGUUUUACCUUACAACAUGCGGACAUUGUACAUUAUUUGGUCCUAUUCGUGAAGACGGAUAUAUUCAUUUUUUUCAUAUACCAUGGAAUGAAUCUGAUGCCUUAACUGAAAAUUAUGUUGGACCAAUGGUGAUGUACACUAUGCAGGAAUCUGAUUGGGGAUUCGUCUUGAAAUCAAAUUUUAGUAAAUUCAAACCCAGCGCAUUUAUAAGAAAUUCAGAUCUUCAAUUGUACCCAGAAUUAGGAAUUGCCGAUUAUAUUAUGCAUCCAGACGACUCUAUGAUUGGUUCUAUAGUGUGUAUUUCUGGUCAUCAGUCACAUCGCAAAUGUG